CCACGCCCCCCGGCGGGGUCACCGCGCACUGUACUCUGCGGGCUCUCUCGCUCAGUGCGCGCCCCGCUCGUCGCUCGGCACGGCAACAACCUCCCUGCACCCUGCUCACACCGCUCCGUCGUGCAGACGACUCCGUGGGGCUGCUCUUGUUUGCUUCGCCGUCGACAGAGAUGUGUUUUUUUUUAUUUUCCCCCCGAGAAAGAGGAGUCGCUGUGAAGAUGUGAAGCGCGCGCGGUAAAAACACUUGCGGCUGGAACCUCUCGCUGCCAAAGCUGCGUCCUGUCACCGCUUGCCGUACAAAUUGUAAUUUUGAAAAGGUCACAUGAAGGUGUCAAGCACUGUGGCGAUGUGGCAAGACUGGCUGCUGGUGGCGCUGUCACUGUUACUGACCGUCUCGUGUGUUGUUGCGUUCAUGCUGUGCGGGUGGUAUGUGGUGUGGAAACUUUUCCUCUCCAAGUUCAAGUUCCUGCGCGAGAUUGUGGGAGAGACGCAGGCGCAGACGCAAGCCAAGCUGCGUGCGCCCGCCGAGGAUAGCCCGACUGCACACGCGAAAGCUCGACACAGAGUCAGCUUCGAACACAGCGCUUCUCCUCCCGUGCACAGCACGUACAGCCAGGGCUAUUAAUAACGUCGGGGUCUUCACAGCACCACAGCAUACCGUGCAUAUAUCAAGCCGCUCAAGUACUGUAACAACGUGUGCAAAACCUUGAACACAAUGUACAACAAUCUGUUGCAUAUUAUGCAUAUUCAUGGUGCCUACCUUGCUUAAGUCAGCCACACAUUGGGGGCAAUAAGGCCCAAGUGGCUCCUGGGUGAUGGAAGAGUCACUCGUUUUGUAAGCCACUCAAAAUUUGCCUGCCAUAAAUCGCCUCUUUUGCGCAGUAUUCACUUCAUUAUCAGACACCCUGACAGAUAUGACACUUAUUUAAUUUGGUGAAUUACAAGCAGACUGCUUUUGUAAAAAAAAUGUUUCCAGCUGCGAUUGCACAGCGAGAUAUUUGAAAAAGAUAUAUUUUUAAUAUUUAGCUAUGUAAUAAUUAUAUUAAGGUUUCUUAAUAUAUUUAUUAUACGUGCAAGCAAACUGUUAAAGGUUUUUAAAACGUGUUUCGGCAAUCGUGUACUAAUUUAGUCGGGCACGUGCAACAUGCGACCCAGUUUUUUGUGCCCAGUUUCACUCCCAAGUUUUGGUGGAGCCUGAAGCCUAGGCAAAGUUCAACAAUUAAACAUGAGGGAUUGAGGCGAGGACAGAAUUCACACUUUGUUGCGAAGAUGUGGGAUAACUGCCAAUUGGAGUCUUAAGCAAUGAAAAGUGAACCAGGCAAAAUGAACAUUUACUCUCCUGUUUGCCUAUCUUUAUAUAAAAAAAAUAUAAUACCGAGGUGUCUCAAUGUAUGGCCAACGUUAGAUCCAGAAUAAUCGUACGUUGCCGAUAUCCAUGCCUUGAUCCAUUUGUAUUUUCUUCCACUGUAUUUGUGUUCAAUGAAAAUGCCUUAGUUAUUUUUUAAUCAGUGUUUUAAGUUAUUGUCUUGAAUCUAUAUAAAAAAAAGGACUUGGAAAUUGAGCAUAAAUCUUAACAGGAUUUUACCACAAGGUGAUGUCCUUGUAUCUAGAUUCAUCCUGAGCUAACGUGAACACAAUUCAUUGUACUGUGUUAUGCAAAUGUACUUGAUAUUUUCUUACCAUAGCCUGUACUCCAGCUCAUUGCACGGUCGUAUCUGCGUGUUUAAUCAAACCUCGCCGACACUUGGGUCACUGGGGGGCGCUCUGCGCAUGUUGCCCAUGUGGGGAAAUCUCACUGAGCACAAAAUAACGUCGGCCAAGUGUCGUGUGUCAAAACAGCCUGCCCAAAUUGUCAUCACGACUCAACUGUGAUACACGUGUUUAACCUACUGUGGCUCUUAACAAAUGCACAGGGUAUACGGUACUGUAUAUUGCUCGCCACGCACACCCAAUUGAUACAUUACCUAUACUGUAUUUGCAUUUAGGUGGUUGGUUGAAACGGGGAUAUAUAGUGAUUUUUAGGUCCAUAGGACUGGAGUUGAGAACCACUCACGGUUGAUUAAUCUACUUGGCAACCUAUUUACACGGCUAUAAACUUUGUCGGAUUAUUGGAGGAUAAUGUGCAUCUACAGUAAAGGAAAAGCUGCAAACCUAGCGAUUGAUUAAACACUCAGGCUGUGAUAUAAUUACCUCAAGUUGCACAAUAUUUAUAGAAGGAUUGAUACUGUAUUAACCCUACGUGUAAUAUGAACUACUUGGCUUACUGGUAGACUUAACAUUGUUGCAGCUGUUAAGAUACUUGUACAAUGAGAAUGAGUAUUCCAAAGUUAAGAAACAGUACGUGAUGUUGAGAUGUGCAUUUUCAAAGUCAUGGAUACGAAUGUACAUAGCUGUGGCUUUGACGAAACAUUUGGCGUUCUCCU
Messenger RNA from Petromyzon marinus (sea lamprey), 2423 nucleotides. RefSeq names its product small integral membrane protein 13 (gene SMIM13). The record is from RefSeq and is a predicted model, not a curated record. Lineage: Eukaryota; Metazoa; Chordata; Hyperoartia; Petromyzontiformes; Petromyzontidae.